Dictyostelium purpureum is the source of this 912-nucleotide messenger RNA. Its product is annotated as RNA polymerase II core subunit. The record is from RefSeq and is a predicted model, not a curated record. Bases 1 to 912 code for a protein of 303 amino acids. Gene Ontology annotation, molecular function: DNA-directed RNA polymerase activity; protein dimerization activity; DNA binding. Lineage: Eukaryota; Evosea; Eumycetozoa; Dictyosteliales; Dictyosteliaceae. Gene Ontology annotation, biological process: DNA-templated transcription. Gene Ontology annotation, cellular component: RNA polymerase II, core complex. The transcript is spliced from 3 exons.
AUGUCAUUAUCAGUAACACAGCUAACUAGACAACCAGAAUUAGAUAUUUUAGAAAUUAAAAAUGAAAGUAUAGUUUUUACACUCUCAAAUACAGAUAUCAGUGUUGCCAAUGCACUUAGAAGAGUUAUGAUUGCAGAGGUACCAACAAUGAGUAUCGAUUUAGUAGAAUUUGAAGCAAAUAACUCGGUACUUUGCGACGAAUUUAUAGCACACAGAUUAGGUCUUAUACCAUUGGUUAGUGAUAAUGUCGAUAAAUUUAAUUAUACAAGAGAUUGCAGUUGUUCAGAAAGAUGUGAUCAAUGUAGUGUUGAGUUCAAAUUAAAUGUUAAAUGUUCAAAUCAAAGACCAAUUGAUGUCACCAGUUCAGAUCUUAUUGUAGUUUCAAAUAAUAAUAAUAGUGUAAUUCCAGUAAGUUCACAAACAACAGAAAGAACCGAUGAAAUUCCAAUUGUAAAAUUAAGACAAGGUCAAGAAUUAAGAUUAAGAGCAAUUGCAAAAAAAGGUGUUGGUAAAGAACAUGCAAAAUGGUCACCAUCCUGUAUUGCAACCUAUCAAUUCCAACCAAUUGUCACUAUAAAUCAAAAUAGAAUGGAUGAACUCAGCGAUAAACAAAAAGAAGAAUGGGUUGGCAGUUGUCCAACUAAAGUUUUUGGAUAUAGUCCACACAAUCAAAGUCAACCUGUUUCCGUUGAUGAACCAAUGCGUUGCAUGUAUUGUUUAGAAUGUAAAAAGAAAGCUGAAGCUUUUGGCAAACCCGAUUUAAUUAGUAUAGAACAAAAACAAGAUAAAUUUAUUUUCACUGUUGAAAGUUCAGGUUCUUUAAAACCAGAAGAUAUUGUUUUAUCUGCAAUUCAAAUUAUUAAAGCAAAAUUAAAUAGUAUUCAAACUCAAUUAUCCGAAGGUAUGAUCUAA